Vigna unguiculata (cowpea) is the source of this 699-nucleotide messenger RNA. RefSeq names its product albumin-1-like. NCBI's taxonomy places the organism in Eukaryota, Viridiplantae, Streptophyta, Magnoliopsida, Fabales, Fabaceae. The record is from RefSeq and is a predicted model, not a curated record.
AAACACUGAAUCAAACUAACAAUGGCUUGUGUCAGUCUUGUUUCUCUUGCUCUCUUCUUACUUGCCACUUCAUUUGUGUUUGCAGGGAAGGAGAGUGAAGCGGGAGCUUGUGCGCGUACAUCGUGUUCACAGUCUGCAGAUUGCGGCUCUGGAUGCAUUUGUCUCGUGGGUCCCCCGAUUCCGUAUCCAUUUCCACGUGACAUAGGUGUGUGUAUCGGUGGAGUUGCAUCUGUUGCGAACAUGAUAGAAGAACAUCCCAACUUAUGUCGCUCUGAUGAUGAAUGCAUCAAGAAAGGAACCGGAAACUUUUGUGUUCGUUACUCUGAUCGUUAUGCCGAUUAUGGCUGGUGUUUUCACUCUCUUUCUGAAUCCCUAAAAGGCUUCUUGAAGAUGCCUACCAAAAUUCUCAAAUGAUACAUUGUUUUCUCGAUGAUAAUACGGAAACGAAGCUAAAUUCAAGUUUUUUACUGCUUUUUUUAGAAGUAUUUGUGAUCCAUUUACUACUUUGAAUAUAAGAGAUGAAAUAAGAAGAAAAAAAAAAUGAAAAAUAUGGUAUUUGAAUUUAGCGCAGUCAAAGUAGUGAUUUAAAAUGUGAAAAUGAUAGAGAUAUGGAUAAUGUCUUUUGAGAUAUUGUUAAUAUCUUCUGUCACUUAUUAUAUUUAUGGUUUUCUGUUUUCUGUUGCUUAUGUUUUAUUAUUA